This is a messenger RNA of Ixodes scapularis (black-legged tick), 1364 nucleotides long. Its product is annotated as sulfotransferase ssu-1. Gene Ontology annotation, cellular component: cytoplasm. The transcript is spliced from 3 exons. Gene Ontology annotation, molecular function: sulfotransferase activity. Lineage: Eukaryota; Metazoa; Arthropoda; Arachnida; Ixodida; Ixodidae. The record is from RefSeq and is a predicted model, not a curated record. Gene Ontology annotation, biological process: sulfation. The coding region runs from base 267 to 1217 and encodes 316 amino acids.
GCAGGUCGUUAGCCCCGCCCCUCGCCCUAUCUGAGCGCCUGGCGAUGCGAGCGCAGCACUUUGCACCCGUUCCGAGCCGGGCGAGCUGGGUAUUCUACAGCUUUUAAAAUAAGGCACACUUUCGAGAGGGGUCUAUUCUCUUUUGUGCGUACGUCGAACACCUCCUAAUAAGAAAGCAAUAACAACACAGAUUGCCAAUCCGAAAGAAUUCCCGGAAACCACAUACAAGGAACAUUCAAUUACGCCGACGUCCGGUUCGAGUCAUCAUGGAAACGGAAAUACGAAUUUGCAACCGUCCUGCAUACAGGGAUAUUGAUGGUCUCCGCCUGAACAAGUAUUUCAAGCCAGAGCUGUAUCGAAGCGCCUUGAAGUACCAGCCACGACCAGACGACAUCUUUGUGGUAACCUACCCGAAAUGUGGGACAACGUGGGUCCAGCACAUCGGAUAUCUCAUUCUAAGCAAGGGAGUUCCACCACCGAGUGGCCUCGACUUCUACCGGCGCAGCCCCUUCUUCGAGAUGUUCGGCGCCGAGGCUGUUGAAGAUAUGACCAGACCUGGACUCAUCAAGACGCACCUCCCUUACCAUCUCUUGCCCCAGCAUUCUGAAGCGAAGUAUCUUUACGUCUGCAGAAACCCAAAAGACGCUUGCGUUUCCUACUUCCAUCACACCCGAGGCUUCCACGCCUACGAGUUUGCGGAGGGAAAGUUUGAAGACUACUUCGACAUCUACAUGGAAGGGGAAAACGAUUUCGGAGACUACUUUGAGCACGUGUCGUCCUGGUAUGCUCAUCGAGGAGACCCUAACGUCCUCUUUAUCAACUAUGAGGACAUCAAGGAAAAUCCACGGAAGUACGUUCUCAAUAUUGCAAAGUUUAUAAAUAACGACUGCUACAACAUGCUGAAGGAAAACGAGAACAUUUUGCAGAACGUUCUUAAGUACAGUGACAUAAAGUCUAUGAGAGAAUACGGUACGGAAAACAUCAAGAACUUCUUCACGAAACCCCUGAAAGACAACAACGUCCCAGUUGGGAUAAGAACAUUCCACGAGUUGGCGCAGCGGUACCCGAAAUCAACAGGAUUCAUCCGAAAAGGCAUUGUUGGGGACUGUAAGCAGUACCUAACCCCCGAAAUGCACAAAAGGAUGGAAGACAAGAUUAUGCAGAAGCUUUCUCAUACGGAUCUUAUUGAUGUCUGGAGAAAGCACGGCAUCAUGUGAUUUACGAGCAUGAUGUGAACACGCGCUCGAUACGUUGGCGACUUUGUGGUUACGCCAGAUUCCCAAGUUUCGAAUGUAACAUGGUUCGGUUUUUGAUUUCACACUUUUAUAUUUUCGGAGAUUAAAACUGCUGAAAAUUUCUGAUGA